UCUACUCUUUAGGCCUUAGCAUUGUGUGGUCUGAAACUGAAAGAAACCAAUGGUUGGUGCCAACAUUGGAAUGGGAAUCGUCCCAACUCACCGAGUCACGAUAUCCUCCAACGCCGUUCCUCCGCCCCGAGUUCACCCGCUCCGCACUCGUCCUUCACUCCUCAGCCUCAGCCUCAAGCUCCGAGCCUCCUCCGUCGACGCUCCAUCCUCCUCAGGAGAGGGUGUUGAGAAUUUGGUAAUUAUAGGUUCAGGGCCUGCAGGGUACACAGCAGCAAUAUAUGCAGCACGUGCCAAUUUGAAACCUGUAGUGUUUGAGGGUUACCAAGUGGGUGGUGUUCCUGGGGGGCAGUUGAUGACUACUACUGAAGUUGAGAAUUUUCCAGGAUUUCCUGAUGGGAUAACUGGACCAGAUCUCAUGGACAGGAUGCGACGGCAAGCCGAACGAUGGGGGGCUGAAUUGUAUCAAGAAGAUGUUGAAGUUGUUGAUGUAAAAAGUAGCCCUUUCACUGUCCAAAGUACUGAUCGUAAGGUUAAGUGCCAUACUGUCAUUUUUGCCACUGGAGCUGCUGCAAAAAGACUUAGACUACCCCGGGAAGAUGAAUUUUGGUGCCGAGGAAUUAGUGCUUGUGCAAUUUGCGAUGGAGCAUCACCUCUCUUUAAGGGUCAAGUUCUUGCUGUCAUUGGAGGGGGGGAUACAGCUACUGAGGAAGCAUUAUACUUGACUAAAUAUGCUCGUCAUGUUCACUUAUUAGUACGGCGGGAUGAACUAAGGGCCUCCAAAGCCAUGCAAGAUAGAGUAUAUAACAAUCCCAAUGUCACCGUGCACUUCAAUACAGAGGCUGCGGAUCUUGUGAGCAAUACAAAAGGACAGAUGUCUGGCAUUUUAGUUCGAAAGGUUGAUACUGGGGAGGAGUCGGUGCUUGAUGCAAAAGGACUAUUUUAUGGAAUAGGUCAUUCACCAAAUAGCCAACUUUUGGAAGGCCAAGUUGAGCUUGACCACUCUGGCUACAUACUAGUUGAGGAGGGUACUGCAAAAACUUCAGUUGAAGGUGUAUUUGCUGCUGGAGACGUGCAGGACCAUGAAUGGAGGCAAGCCAUAACUGCUGCUGGAUCUGGAUGUGUUGCUGCUUUAUCAGUUGAGAGAUAUCUUGUAAGCAAUGAUCUUCUUAUAGAAUUCCAUCAGCCCAAAACUGAAGAGGUUAAGAAGGAACUUACAGACAGAGAUGUUCAAGAGGGCUUUGACAUUACACGUACAAAGCAUAAGGGACAGUAUGCUCUACGAAAAUUGUAUCAUGAUAGUCCAAGGCUUAUAUGCGUAAUAUAUACAGCACCAACGUGUGGUCCAUGUAGGACACUAAAGCCAAUUCUAAGUAAGGUGAUUGAUGAAUUUGAUCAGAACGUACAUUUUAUUGAAAUUGAUAUAGAGGAAGAUGCAGAAAUAGCAGAAGCAGCUGGAAUCAUGGGUACACCAUGUGUCCAGUUUUUCAAAAACAAGGAGAUGCUUAGGACUGUCUCAGGUGUCAAAAUGAAGAGAGAAUACAAAGAAUUCAUUGAAGCGAAUAAAUAGUUUUAGGUAAAACAUUAGAGGGCGAUUCCCUCAUUCUGUGAUUCAAUUUUGCUUUCCAAAUUGACCAGCUAAAUAGUGCUGUUAAUGUUGACAUGUGACAACUAUUCUUCCUUGAGCUAAUUAGCUACUUCAUAGAUUGUACAAGUGGAGUUGCCAAUCAAUAUUAUAGUUUUGAUUGUCCAGUAUAUAUAUUUUCGAAUUCAAUUAAAGGGCGAGCCUU
This is a messenger RNA of Gastrolobium bilobum, 1787 nucleotides long. Its product is annotated as thioredoxin reductase NTRC-like. The record is from RefSeq and is a predicted model, not a curated record. Gene Ontology annotation, cellular component: cytoplasm. The transcript has 10 exons. The coding region runs from base 50 to 1567 and encodes 505 amino acids. Gene Ontology annotation, biological process: removal of superoxide radicals. Gene Ontology annotation, molecular function: thioredoxin-disulfide reductase (NADPH) activity. NCBI's taxonomy places the organism in Eukaryota, Viridiplantae, Streptophyta, Magnoliopsida, Fabales, Fabaceae.